Messenger RNA from Erpetoichthys calabaricus (reedfish), 1901 nucleotides. Its product is annotated as P2Y purinoceptor 13-like. Gene Ontology annotation, cellular component: membrane. Gene Ontology annotation, molecular function: G protein-coupled purinergic nucleotide receptor activity. The coding region runs from base 517 to 1509 and encodes 330 amino acids. The record is from RefSeq and is a predicted model, not a curated record. Gene Ontology annotation, biological process: G protein-coupled receptor signaling pathway; negative regulation of adenylate cyclase activity. NCBI's taxonomy places the organism in Eukaryota, Metazoa, Chordata, Cladistia, Polypteriformes, Polypteridae. The transcript is spliced from 2 exons.
ACAUACUGAGCUGGGUCUGAAUUUUUAGCUAGGCAGCAGCACUAACUACUGAUCCUCCAUACAGCUUUGCUAUCCCCUUUAUUUUUAAUUGGAGUUUAGCCAUAUCCUCUGGACAUGCAUAAAGAAACCCUGGUCAAAGGUGUUUGCAACAUCUCAAAAAUGUCUCUGGUGUUGUAACCUACAUUUUGAAACAGUUAAAUAGGUGUCAGAGACUGAAAACAAAACACUAGUUUGUAAUUUACAUAGCCAGCAGUGCCUUUAACCAGUGCUUUACAUGGAAGAUAUUUAUAACUUGCAAAACUUUGCCCAUUGGUAGAAUAUGAAUGCUGUUCAAAUCUAUUAUGCACUCAUAGGUAUAUAGAUGUCAGUGUACUUCAUGAGUUACCUUGAAGAUGACACAAAUGGAAAUGCUCAAAGGAAUUUGUUUAGUUUUUUAUAAUUGCUGAUGUUGAAGCAAUUUACUAUCUUUUAUAGAUUGUCACAUUUUGAAUCAACUUGUUUUAGCCUUUCAUUAAAAUGACAUCAAUUCCUCCUCCAAAGAAUUGUUCCGUGGACUCCAGCAGCACUAAUGUGAUUUUAACAGGCUUGAAUGCUUUUGUUUUUGGCUUGGCUGCAAUUGUAUAUAUUGUGACAGUGUGUGUGUCUGUCCGUAUCAAAAGCUCAUCAACUUUUGUGGUGUACCUCAAGAACCUAAUUGUUGCAGAUAUUUUAAGGAUUGUCACCUUUAUAGUUCAAGUGAUUCAACCUUCAAUACCUCUAAAUAUCACUAUACGUGUGUUCCAGUGCCGCUACUCUGAUGUCAUCUUUUAUUUCGCCAUGUACAUGAGUAUUAUUUUACUUGGAUUUAUAGGUUUUGAUAGGUUCCUGAAGAUUGUGAAGCCUUUAAAAACAAAUGUAAUGAAGAACAAAGUCUUUGGAAUUACUGUCUCUGCUUUGGCUUGGAUUUUUAUGUUUUUUCUGAACGCAUUGCCAAAUAUUAUACUGACAAACAAGACUCUACCACAAUCAAAGAAUUUUUUGUGUACAGAGCUUAAGAACGAGUUAGGAUUAAAAUGGCACAACUAUGUCAACUGUGUCAGUUUUGCCAUAUUUUUCGUUGUCUUUGUUUGCCUUGUAAUCUUUUAUGUAUUUAUAAGUAAGAAGGUGUUGCAGGCUUUUAAAAAUGCAAAGCGUCAAGGAAACACACCAAAUGAGAUCAAUACAAGAGUAUUUAUAAUAAUAAUUGUAUUUUUCAUUUGCUUUACUCCCUACCAUUGUGUGCGAAUACCUUUCUUACUGCAAGAGAAUUGCUUAUUAAGCUUUAAUUCAUCCAGUAACAGUCUGCAGAAUGUUAAAAAUAUUACUUUAACACUAACUAUGGUGAAUGUAUGCAUGAAUCCACUAAUCUAUGUAUUUUUAUGCAAAAAAUAUAAAAAUAAAUUGCUGGAAUUUUUGAGAGUGAAAAAGGAGAGCUUGCCUGGAAAACGUGAUAACCCAUCAGGCAUGAAUAGAUGUGAAAAAGAGACUUAAUAGAUAAUAGUUUCAAUUUAAUUUUAAGAGUAUACAUAUCAACAAAAGUUUUCUCCUAGUACACCAAUUAAUCUUAGGUUCUCUAUUACAAUUACUAAUGAAAGCAUUUAAAAUGUUAUGAAGGUUGUACAAAACUUGUUAAAUUGUUUUGUAAUGUAAUUAUGUAUUCUUACAUACCUAAACAAAGGUUUGGUUUUCAAUUUUUAUGUUAUUUUUUUUUGCUAUUGUAACUAUUUGUAUUUGACAUAAUUGUCACCUUAGCUUUGAUCCACUUAUUGUAUUUGAUUUUUUAUAAUAAUGUUCCUUUACUAAAUGAAAAUUUUUUUUGUCUUGCACACUGCCUUUUCUCUGUGUAUUUUGUAUAUUCUCCACAUAUUGUAGUAUUGUGACAC